This is a messenger RNA of Eimeria maxima, 9447 nucleotides long. Its product is annotated as phosphatidylinositol 3-and 4-kinase domain-containing protein, putative. The record is from RefSeq and is a predicted model, not a curated record. Gene Ontology annotation, molecular function: protein-containing complex binding. Gene Ontology annotation, biological process: regulation of DNA-templated transcription; chromatin remodeling. Gene Ontology annotation, cellular component: nucleus; chromatin. The transcript has 23 exons. NCBI's taxonomy places the organism in Eukaryota, Apicomplexa, Conoidasida, Eucoccidiorida, Eimeriidae. Bases 1 to 9447 code for a protein of 3148 amino acids.
AUGAAGCACAAGCAGCGCUGUGUCUGUGGGGCUGAGUGUCUAGGGAUAGAAGGCUCCUUUCCUGCAGCAGCAGCUGCAGCAAGCGCACUCUGCAGCAGCAGCAGCAGCAACAACAGCAGCAGCAACAGCAGCAGCAGCAGCAGCAACAAGGGGGGCGAUUGGCUGCUGCUGCCGAGAGGCCACCUUCGCCGUUUGCGCAGCAGCUGUGCUUAUAAGUGUUAUGAGGCAGCAGCGACAGCAGCGGAGCUGCUGCAGCAACAGCAGCAGCAGCAGCUGCUACCAGCAGGUGCAGCUGCAGCACCUUUGCUGCUGGAGGUAUGCGCAGCAGCAGCAGAAGUUAUUUUGCAUUGCAAUCGUCGGCGUGGAUUACACCACAACAAGGUAGCGGCGACGCAGCUGCUGAUAUCUGCUGCUGCUGCUGCUGUUCAAGGAGCAGGCCCUCUUGCUGCUAGGCCGUUGCUCCAGCUCCUUCCCUACUGUCUCUGCAACUCCACUGCAGCGCAGCAAAGGCAGCAGCAGCAGCGACAGCAGCAGCAGCAGAAUCCUGCCUUCGCUGCAGCAGCAGGUUCAGGGAGUCAAAGAAGCAGCAGGAGGAAUAGCAGCAGCAAAGUCUGCAGUUUGGAGCUAGAGCGCAGCGGCGACAUUAGCAGCAGCAGCAGCAGCAACAGCAGCAGCAACAGCAGCACAAGACCAGGUUCUGCUUCCUCUGAUGAGGAGGAGGAAGGCAGCUGCUGCCGCCGCUGUGUCCCCUUAACUUGCUCAGAUUAUUAUCUGUUGGAGACAGCAGCAGACACACUUGCUGCUGCUUCUGGUGCUGCUACUUCUGCUGCUGAAGGAUGUACGCCAGUCGAUGUGGCUGAGGCAGCUGCUGCUGCCUCUGCUGCUGCUGCAGUAGAGGGGCCCCUGGGUUUGCUGCUGCUGCAGCGCAUACCCCUAGAGCAGCAGCAAGAGCAGCAGCAGCAAGAGCAGCAGCAGAAUGCCUUACAGGUGGAACUCCUCUCCCCCACCGCAGCCGUCAGAAGAAAAGAGGCAGCAGCAGCAGCAGCAGUCCGACUGUGGCAACCGGAGCAGCAGGAGCAGCAGCAGCAGGGAGAGCACCAGCAACAUCAGCAGCACCGCAGCCUCUGGGAGGCCAUGAGGUCACUUGUGCUUCCACUGGCCCGGCCUACCUGUGCUGCGAGUACAGCAGCAGCAGCAGCAGCAGCAAAAACUGCAGCAGAAGCUGCAGCUACAGCACACUUGGUGCAGCAGGAAGCAGCAUUUAUUCUCGCUGUAGCUGCUCUGCGCAAUGGACAACAGGAGCUUCGGGAUGGACUUUUGGCUCAAGAUGUGCUGCUGCGGGGUGCGCUGCAAGACAUCGCCACUCUGCGGCGGCGACGGCAGCAGCAGCAGCAGCACGGGAGGGAAGAAAAGCAAGGGCAUGCAUUAGACAUGCAGCUGCGCGUUGUGCUGGCAGCCCUGCAGCUCCUCACUGCAGCAGCAGCAGCAGAAACCGCACUGACAGCAGCACCGGAUAGAAGCGCCUUCGGUGAAGGCGGGUGGGCCGCUGUAGGCAUCCAUGAAUUGCUGCUGCCGCUGCUGCACCACCACCACACGCAGCAGCAUGAACGGCAGCCGGAGGUGCCAGAGCAACAGCAGCAGCAGCAACAGCAUCAACAACUGCAGCAGCCAGCGCACCGGCAGGAAAGUCAGCCGGAGACGCCAGAGCAGCAGCAGCAACGGCAACAGCAGCAGCAACAGCAGCAGCAACAGCAGCGGGAAGCAUCUGCAGCAAGAGAAGCCGCUUUAUGGGCUGGCUGUUUUAUUCUGUCAUUGGACUCUUUGCCUCUCCCUCUUGCUGCUGCCCUCCAGCACGGCGUGCUGCACGAACUGCAGCACCGCCUGCACCACCACCAUCACCACCACCACCAGCACCAGCACCAGCACCAGCAGCAGCACCAGCAGCACCACCACCACCACCACCAGCAUCAGCACCAACAUCAGCAAUACCAACAACACCAGCAACACCACCGAGCUGUGAAGACAGCAAGCUCUCCUUGCAUUCGCUGCGGCAACAGUAGCAGCAGCAGCAGCAGCAACCCUUUUUGCACAUCAGGUGCCGGACUAACGCUGCACUGCGUGUUGCUUCUGCUGCAGCAACCCGACGAACAGCUGCAGCAGAAAGCUGAGCGGCUGCUGCCUGUUAGCCUAGGCUACUUGCUGCAUAAUGAACCGCUGCUGCUGCUGCGGGGGAUGCCGCUGCAGCAGGUGCUGCUGCAGACUCUGCAAGGAAGACAUGCCCAGCACUUGGUGCUGCAGCAGCUGCUGCGUCUCCUUCCUCAGUGCAACGCAGCUGCUGCAGCAGCAACACUGGUAGACAUAAUUGCAGCUGCAGCCCACGCCAGCUUGUGCAGCACGGGGCUGCAGCAGCACAGCAGUGAGGAGGAGGCAAUAUGUUUAGUUGUUGAUGUGCUGCGGGAGUUGCUGCAGCAGCGGGCUCCUCUGGAGUUACUGCAGUGCGCAGGAGCUGCUGCACUUGCUGCUGCAGCAGACAGGUGCGGUUAUGUAAGACUUGCAGCAGCAGAAACUGCAGCAGCAGCAGCAGCAGCAAUGGCGCAACGGCCUCAUGCUGCAGCAGCAGAAACUGCAGCAGCGGAGGAUAUUUGCAGCACUGCUGAGUCUCUUCUUGCUGAAGGAGAACCGCUGCUGCAGCGGCUUGCUGCAGCAGCAUUAGCCAGGUAUUUGUGCAGCAGCACACAGAUGGCUGUUGCUCUGCUGCAAUCUGCUGCAUGCCCUCUUGCUGCAGCGCAGCACGUGCUGCAGUUGCGUCUACUGCUGGCAGGAGCAAAGAUCGGGCCGUGGGAAGCAGCAGCAACACACGCAGCGUACUGCAGCUGCAUGAAGAUAACACGACUGCUGAGCGACGUACCUAGCUGCUGCACCAACACCGUAGCAGCAGCAGCCGCUGACAGUCCCGCUGCUGCAGAGAGUGCAUGCUCACUGGCAACAAAUGCAGCAGCAGCAGCAGCAGCUGACUCCACAAAGGAAACCAGUGGUGCGAAUUCAACAGCGCCUACUGGCGAAGCUACAGGCAGCAGCGGCUGCUGCUGCUGCAGCCUAUGCGCUCUGCCACAGGAGCAGCAGCUGCUGCAGCAGCUGCAGCAAAGGAAGCACCAGAGGCGGGGGCUACAUAUGCUGCAGCAACGGUGGCGUAUCUGUGGCAGUGUUGCAGUUCUAUGGGGAGCGCUGGCAAAUAUAUGCAUGUUUAAGCAGCAGCGGCAACAGCAGCAACAGCAGGAGCUGCAGCACCGACGGCAGCAACUGUACCAGCAGCAGCAGUGGCAACAGCAGCAGCAGGUGGGCGCCGUGCUGCUCAACGUUUUGCAGCCUGCAUCUGUUGUCAUAGUAGAAAGUGACGCACGAAUCAGAGCAGCAGCAGCUGCUGCUGUUCUCCAGUUGUUCCGCUGCUGGAGAGACACCGCAGCAGCAGCAGAAGCUGGUGCUGCAGCUGCAGCUGAUGCCGAAUCACUGGAGGCAUACCUAGGUGCAUUAGUACAUGGGGCUACACCGCCGCCAGCAGCAGCAGCAGCGCAGCAGCAGCUGCUUCUGCUGAAGCGAGGCAUAUCCGAAUCUUCUCCAUUUCCUAUCAUCCCUCCUGCAGCACUACCAGAUGAGCUAGGCUACCUGUGCCAGCUAGCAGCGCAACUCAAGGAAUCUGUAGAAUCGGAGUGGCUGCCGGCGAGCUGUGCGGAAAUUGCUGCUAGGAGCUGGGCCAGAUGCAGCAGCAGCAGCAACAGCAGCAGCAGCAGCAGCAACGGCAGCAGCAACAACAGCGACAGCAGCAGCAGUAGAUGCCGUGUGAGAAGCUUGUCUGCUACAGUUGAGUCCGCUACAGCAUGGCUGCGGUGUCUCUGCUGCCUACAUCAGCAGCGCUGCUGCUUGCUGCUGUUGCCUGCUUCCUUUGGGCCCAUAGCUUCUCUCUUGGAGGAGUUGCGUCACCAGAAGGAUACCCCUCUGUAUGUACAACGCAUGCAGAUGCUGCAGGUGCUGGACGUGCUGCUAUGGGAGGUGCAGUACGAGCAGCAGCAGGUGCAGCACGGGGGAGCAGCGCGCCUUUGUGAUGUAAUACUGCUGCUGCUUGACUCUGCAACGGCAGAGAUGAGCAAGUCUCUGCAGCAGCAGCAGCAACAGCACAAGCAGCAGCAACAUCAGACUCAGCAAGUCUUGCCAUCCCUCACUGUGCAACAACCACAGCAGCAGCAGCAAUCCCCAGAGGUGCCACAGGACUAUCCACUGUGCUGCGCCACGCUGCCGCCGCAGCAGUCGCAUAUUCAGCGUCAGCAACAGCAGCAGCAACAGCAGCAACAUCAACGACACCCUGGAGGACAUGGUGCCGAAGAUAAGCCCUUCGAGCAGCCUAAGAUGCGGCGGCAGAAGCAGCAGCUGCUGCAACUCCUGCCGGAUAGACACAUGAGCCUCAGCAGCAGCAGCAGCAGCAGCAGCAGUGGGAGCGGGAAGCUCUCAAGAUCCAGCCGCAUGGCAGAUCUUUCAGGAGCUGCUGGUUCUGCUGCAGCUGCUGGUUCUGCUGCAGCAGCUGCUGGCUUGCCGCCAGUAUGUACAGCUAAACGGGACACUGAGAGAGCCUUCCAAGCCCGGCCUGCUGCUGCUGCAGCAGGUGCAGCAGCAGCAGCAGCAGUUCUUGCUUGUUAUACAGGCGGCGUUGACUUGGGCUGCCGAGAGGGGAAUCAAGAAUGCAUGGUGUUGCUGCCAACUACACCGCAGCAGGAAGCCUUCUUGCUGCUGGACCUGCUGCUGAAGCUGCAGUUGCAUGCAGACUCUAACGCCUUACUACCUCGCCUAACCCGCUUGCUGCUGCUGCAUAAAAAAGCUCACGAGAUUGUAAACAGUCUUGAUCCCUGCAGCAGCAGCAGCACAGGUGACUGUAGCAGCAGCUGCUGCUGCUUUACCUGCACCAGCAAAGCUAUGCUUACUGGCUAUUGUUCUGUGUGUGAGCAUUCAAUAUCUCUUAUACGCAGCUGCUGCAGUCAGCGCGUGUGGAGCGGCAUGCUUCCUCUGCUGCUGGUGCUGCUGCACUGCACCCCCGUUGCCAGCAGCAACAGCAGCAACGUCAGCAACAACUGGUGCACCGGCGUUCUGGGGUUGGUGCGGGCAAUAUCUGUUGUUGCAGGAGGGUGUGGUCCGGGGCCAGCAAAGCAGCGAGCUGCUGCGGCUGUGGCAGUUGCAUGCGCAGCAGCGCAUCACCAGCAGCAACAGCAGCAGCAGCAACAGCAGCAGCAGCAACAAAGCUCUUGGAGGCACGGCCGCAGGACGGAGCAGCAGGUGCAGGAGGCAGCAAUCCUGCAGUCGGCUUCCAGUGCCCUCAGCAGCGCGCAGCAGGCACUGCAGCACCAACUGCAGCAGCACCAGCAGCAUCACCUGCACCAACACCAGCAGCAGUCGGAGUUCGGCGGCCGCCGCACAGGGGGACUGCACUGCAGCAGGGUAGGCAGUGGCAACGGGGGAGUUCGUCGCUCUCUAGGAGAUGUUUUCUCUUCCUUUGCCAAUUCCUCGAGCACAGGUACAGUGGCAUCUAGUGGGGCUCCAACAGGUGCAACAGCAACAGCAGCACCAGCAGCAGCAGCACCACCAGCAGCAGCAACAACAACAACACCAGCAGCAGCAGCAGUAGCAGCAUGGCGACAUUCACAUAGGAGGCAGUUGCGGUCUGCCCCUGCGUCAUUAAGAGAGACGAGGGGAUUGCGUCUAAAGCUAUGGGAUGCAGCACAAGGCGGCCGCGUAGACUGUUGGGAGGAUUGGUGGCAGCGGCUGCACGGGCUGUACGUACACCGCAGCAACUUGGCGUGUAUUGCUGCUGUCGCGCCUUUGGCAAAGGCUGAUUCUGAUGAUGCAGCAGGAGCAGCUGCUGCUCCUAGUGGAGGCACCGCAGCGGAGGAGAAGGGAGCAGCAGCAGCAGCUGCUGCUGUAGUUGCAGACAAGUUGUUUGCUGUUGCUCUCUGCGAGGACUGUUUUGCCUUAAGGGCGGAGCAGAAUUUAGAGGCCGUCGCAGCUAUAAACAACGGGUUUGCGCGUUGCCUGCAGGAAUCCCCCGUGUCUGUAUGCCGUCGCGCGGUGUCUCUUGGGGUGUACAUGCAGCAGCGGCAGCAAAUGCAACAUCAGAUGCCGCUGCAGGCUAAACAUGUGCUGCUAGAGCAGCAGUUCAGGCAGCUAGAGAGACUAGCUAAGGAAGUGAUGUUUGCUGUUGUGGUAGAUUCUAGUCAGCCGCCCGCAAGCAGCAGUAGCUAUGCUGCAGCAGCAGCCACAGCAACAGAAGCAGCAGUGGCAGCACAAGGCGCUGCAGCUGCUGCUCCUCCUCCUGCAACACCAGCAGCAGUAGCAGAGGCGCAUGCGCAGAUCGCGCAGUCAAUGUGGCGAUGCUUUGCAUUCUAUGACUCCUUCCACCCCAUGAGGAAAGCAGCAGGAGCAGCUACUGCUGCUGCUGCUGCUCCUGCUCUCCGCAGGACACUGCAGCAGAUGCAGCUGCUGCCACCCAGCGCUGCUACCCAGGGUCCAACAACGGCAGCAGACACACUUGACGAAACAGCAGCAACAGCAGCAGCAGCAGCAACAGCAGCAAGCCCUCACCAUUUGAAGCCCACCACCGGCAGCGGCAUGUCGGGGCACGCGAGCCUGCAAGCUCUGUACUGGAUGGGGUUGUGGAGCGACGCGCUGGGCGUAGCAGCGCAGCAGCAGCAACAGCAUCAUGAAGCAGCAGCAACAUCGGAGGCCUUGACAGCAGCAGCAGCUGCUGCUGCAUUUAACUGUAGAGACUAUGAAGCACUGCAGCUCUACAGCAAACAGCUAGGGGAGCCCUACGCAAGAUACUUCUACACUGCAGCUGGGUCUUCUUGCUGCCACACCACUGCAACAACAGCAGCAGGAGCAACUGCAGCACAGGCUGCAGUUGAUACUGCAGCAACUGCAGCAGCUGCUGUUUGCCAUGGGGCAUGCAGCAGCAGCAACGGAAUGCUGCAAGCACUUCAGCAGCUGCAGGUUGAGGCGUUACGUGCCUCGGCAGCAGCAGAUUUUACUGCUGGGCGAGGUGCAGCAGCAGCAGGAGCAGCAGCAGAAGCAGGAAGCAGCAACAGCACCGGUUGCUUCACUGCUGCUCUUCACAAGCUGCCGCACGGAGCAUUACUGCUUCCCGGAGCUCUGCGCAAGGUCGCAGCGGCGGGAAGUUUGCAGAUGCCGUCUACAGAAGUGUAUCCUCUGCUGCGUUGCACGGCAGCAGCAGCGAGCUGCAGCAGCACAGAAGCCUACAGUGGAUCGCUGCUGCAGUUGUUACUACCUCUGCUGCACUACCAGCAGAAGCAGAGGCAGCAGCAGCAGCAGCAGUGGGACCCCUGGUGUCUGCUGCUGACAGCACGGGAGCUUCACCGGCUGGGGCAGCAGCAGGAGGCCCUGCAGCUGCUGUCGCUUGCAACAGAUUCCUCGUGCAGCACCAGCAGCACCAGCAGCAGCAGCGGCAGCAGCGCCAACCUUGGAAGGCUACAGCUUCCAUCGGUGCCGCGUCCCCUGCAGCAGCUGAUGCAGCUGCCGGCGCAUGCGCCGCAGCAACAGGAGCUGCUUCUGCUGCUCCGUGCAUGCAGAGCGACUGUGCCUGCUUCUGCUGCAGCAGGUCUAACAACAGCAGCAGCAGACACAGUCACCGCAACAGCAGCAGCAGCAAACCGCCUAGCGCCUCAACAAGAAGAAGUGUUGCAGGCUGCUGCUGCUGCUGCACUGCAGUGUUGCUGCCGCCUUACUCUGGCCAAGUGGACCGACGAAGUGCAGGAGCUGCCUUUGCAUGCCACCACUGGAUACAGCAGGAGCAGCAGCAGCAGUCUGUCUCCUGCUGCUACAAACUCGCUCCUGCGAUUUGCUGCAGCAGCAGAAGCUGCACCUGCUGCGGUUCGCGCUGCAGCAUCAGCAGACUGCCCGGCUGCUGCUGCUGCAGCUGCGGCUUGCUGCUACAACUGGGGUAUCUCCAUCUUGCGUGCGGUGGCUCCAAUGCAGCCACGGGCGUCGCGGCAGAAGCAACAGCGGCAGCAACAGCAGCAGCACGAGACAGUGGUAGAGACAGCAGCAGCAGCAACAGCAAUGCAUGCAGAGGAUUCCUCGCAGGCGCCACUUCUUCUAGAAGAAAUGCCGCAGCUUCCUGCUGCCUUGCGGCAGUGGCAGCAGCAGCAACAACAACAGCAGCAGCAACCAUCAGGCAGCAAGGGUCAAGGACUGCAUCUUUCUGCUGGUGUGCAGCAGCAGCUGGUGCUAGAGGCCCUCAAGUCGUUGCUGCGUGCUGCUCGUCUAACUGCAACAACAGCAGCAGCAGAUACGGCAGCAGGCAUAGAGUUUGCAUUGGCGCUGCUGCAUGCAAUUGGAUUGGCAGGCUCUGAAGACCCCAGAGUAGAGCAGCUCGUGUCCGCGGAGAUGCCGUCUUUGCUGCGGCUCCAGCAGCCUCUUCUGCACCAGCUGCUAGCAAAGACAGCAGCAGCAGAGACAAAGCAUCAGGAGCGGCUGUACACCCAAAUUCUAAUUCAGUUCGGCAGUCCUAGUCUGGUGCGUGCAGCAACAGCAGCAGCAGCCGCUGCAGCAGCAUCUCAUGGAUCCCUGCUGCAGGAGGCGCGUUGCCUGCAGCAGCAGCUAAUGCAGGUGUCUGUACACCUGGGGGAGAGAUGGUUUGCUGCUCUUGAUACAGCAAGCCACCUUGCUUUUGAUAAGAAGCAGCAUGCUGCUGCAGUCCGUUUGCUGCUGCCCCUGCAUGAAGACACGCUAAAGGGACCAAAGUGUGCGGCAGAUGCUGCCUUCUUGCAGCAGCACGGAGCUGCACUGCAGCAGGCGUACAUGGGUUUGCAGUCCUUCAUUUCGCAAGGACAACCAGGAGUGCGUAUACACCGUGUGCUGCCUCGUGUGUUGGUGUUACCAACUAAGGAGAGGCCUCGCGUUAUAACAAUGGAAGGAAGGAAUGGCUGCUGCUAUCGAUUCCUCCUUAAGGCACAAAUAGAUCUAAGACUGCAGCAACGAAUUCUAUUGGUCUUCAAGUACAUAUCGCGUCUGCUGCAGCAGCAGACGCUACAAUUGCCCUGCUGCUGCCCUGCAGCAGCAUCAGCCCCAACAUUAAAGGAUUUACUAGGGAAAUAUCGCCGCAUGCAACGUGUCCCCUUAAAUUUAGAGUUGUCCCUCUUCACGGCAGAGAAGCAGCAGCAGCUGCAUAUGCUGCAGCAGCAGCACCAGCAACAGCAGCAACAGCAGCAGCACUUGCACGGCGGCCAUAGCAGCAGCAGCAAUGCAAGCGCUGCUCAACGUGCUGCAGCAAGUGCUGCUAAAGAUGCACCAGAAGUGGUAGGCUCAGCUGCAGAUGUUCUCUUCUCACGCACCAGCAGCACCCUAUGCAGCAGCAGCGGCAGCAGCAGCCUAUGCAGCAGCAGCAGCUAG